UUCCGGGCUGCUUGGUGUAGCGGUGUAUAGCAAUACCCUGGGACGUUUUGCUGUGAAUUUAGGAGACGUGAUAAGGUUCCUUUUUGUUCGUUGAGAUGGUGAAGUUGUCCGCGGAACUUAUUGAGCAGGCUGCUCAAUAUACAAAUCCCGUGAGAGACAGAGAGUUGGACCUACGAGGUUAUAAAAUCCCAGUGCUUGAAAAUCUCGGAGCUACUCUGGAUCAGUUUGACACUAUAGAUUUCUCUGAUAAUGAAGUCAGAAAAUUGGAUGGCUUCCCUUUGCUCAAAAGACUGAAAACCUUGCUAAUGAACAACAACAGGAUUUGUCGGAUAGGUGAGAACUUGGAGCAAUCUCUGCCCAGUCUCACAGAGCUGAUCCUCACAAGCAACAACAUUCAGGAGCUGGGUGAUCUGGACCCACUGGCCUCAGUGAAGACAUUGACCCUUCUCAGCUUGUUGAGAAAUCCAGUGACAAACAAGAAGCAUUACAGGCUGUAUGUCAUCAACAAAAUCCCACAGAUCAGAGUACUAGACUUUCAGAAGGUAAAGCUCAAGGAACGCCAGGAAGCGGAGAAAAUGUUCAAAGGCAAACUGGGUGCUCAACUUGCAAAGGAUAUUGCCAGGCGAACAAAAACAUUUACUCCUGGAGUGGCAGUACAGCUGGAGAAGAGGAUGGGGCCCUCUCAAGCUGAUGUGGAAGCCAUCAAGAGUGCCAUUGCUAAUGCUUCAUCAUUGGCAGAGGUAGAGAGAUUAAAAGGGAUGCUCCAGGCUGGUCAGAUUCCUGGUCGUGAUCUCAAACAAGGUUCAGUUGUGGUGGAAGAGGAGGAGGAAGAAGAGGAAGAGGUUGGCCCUGCACAAACUGAGGCGCACAUGGGUGGCACUUCUGAAGAGGAAAUCAUGAAGAUGGAUCAAGGAGAGGAUGAUAAAAAUAUGGAGACAGGGUCACAUGUUAAUGGAUCCUAAGUUUGCUGUGUUGGAUAUAUAUUUACCAUGACUGUGUUUUGUUUUGUUUUUUUUUUGUUUUUUUUUGUUUGUUUGUUUUGGUUUGGUUUGGUUUUUUUUAAUUUUAUAAAAUGACUUUCAUUAAAGUGAUUUCUUCUACUGAUUUGAA
Pelmatolapia mariae (spotted tilapia) is the source of this 1110-nucleotide messenger RNA. RefSeq names its product small nuclear ribonucleoprotein polypeptide A' (gene snrpa1). The record is from RefSeq and is a predicted model, not a curated record. Bases 96 to 962 code for a protein of 288 amino acids. Lineage: Eukaryota; Metazoa; Chordata; Actinopteri; Cichliformes; Cichlidae. Gene Ontology annotation, biological process: mRNA splicing, via spliceosome. The transcript is spliced from 9 exons. Gene Ontology annotation, molecular function: U2 snRNA binding; protein binding. Gene Ontology annotation, cellular component: U2 snRNP.